GGAGCGAAAACGUCUGAGAAGGAAGAAAGAGCACGGAGGGAGGAUAGCAGCAGAAAAAGAAUCAAAGAGGAUCACUGAAGGGCACAGACUCAAAGACACAGAAGCUGAAGGGAUACACAGUCAUGGUCUUCCUCCUCAUAUCCCUAACUGUGCUACAUCUGGUCACCUUGGCCAUGCUCCUCAUAGCCACCCUGGAGAAGUCCUGGUGGAUAUGGACUGAUUCAGAAAUCACAGACCUCUGGUAUAACUGCUUCCAUGAUAACGCCACAAAGACCUGGUUGUGUGCCAGUGCCAAUGAAAGCGAAUGGCUGCAGUCGGUCCAGGCCCUCAGCGUCCUCUCUGUGGUCUUCUCCUCCAUCUCCUUCCUGGUUUUUCUGGGCCAGCUGUUCACCAUGUCCAAAGGAGGACUCUUCUACUUCACAGGCCUCUGCCAGGCCUUUGCAGGUUUCGCAGACUUUGCCGCCUGCCUCAUCUUCACCUUCCACAGAAAGGAGAUCCUGAAUGACUCCAGAGAUCUGAGCAAAGGUCGCUUUGGCUACUGCUUCAUCCUGGCAUGGCUGUGUGUCCCUCUGCUGCUGGUCAGUGGAGUCCUAUAUGUCCACCUGCGCAAGAAGCAGUGAGCCAGAAAGCAAAUAAACCUUAUUGAAAAUGCACCGCUCUUCACUCACCUCAAUCACUUCCCAGUUAACAGCAAGCCUAUGUUAGGAAAUAGGAUGACUGAGAAUGAAAUACAUCUUAAAAUGAUACAGCUCUGUUUUAUUUCUGAUUCAAUAUCCAGCGAACUGUGCUACAUAGUUAUGUCUUCAUAAUGGCAUCUUGUUGUCGUUCAAGAACAGAUCAAGAAAACUCAUCAGUCAUGUUUUAAGAUACAACGCUCUCAUUAAUGUUUCACAUGAAGAAUUCUGACGGAGGAAUAUUAGGUAAUGAAAGCCUAACUUGUGCUUGUAUGAUUGUGCUCAUGGUAAGACGGUAUGGUAUGGAGCUGAAAUGAUUCGUUUCUGUAUUUUGUACAUACGUACCUGUGUUUACGUAUUAAAGACAAAACUCACUGAUUGUUGUCACUUUAUAACUGUUUAUU
Messenger RNA from Xiphias gladius (swordfish), 1078 nucleotides. RefSeq names its product epithelial membrane protein 3a (gene emp3a). The transcript is spliced from 5 exons. Bases 123 to 620 code for a protein of 165 amino acids. NCBI's taxonomy places the organism in Eukaryota, Metazoa, Chordata, Actinopteri, Istiophoriformes, Xiphiidae. Gene Ontology annotation, cellular component: plasma membrane. The record is from RefSeq and is a predicted model, not a curated record.